Hermetia illucens (black soldier fly) is the source of this 1825-nucleotide messenger RNA. RefSeq names its product probable protein phosphatase 2C T23F11.1. The transcript has 6 exons. Gene Ontology annotation, biological process: protein dephosphorylation. NCBI's taxonomy places the organism in Eukaryota, Metazoa, Arthropoda, Insecta, Diptera, Stratiomyidae. The record is from RefSeq and is a predicted model, not a curated record. Gene Ontology annotation, molecular function: protein serine/threonine phosphatase activity; cation binding. The coding region runs from base 456 to 1397 and encodes 313 amino acids.
UCAAUUCAAUUGUUCGCCAACUGAACUGUCACGAACUCACACGGCAGAGAAACAAAAUGUCAUGUGGAUUCGAGCUCAAUCAUUCGUAGAGGAAAUUUGGAAUUAUUCAUCGCUUUGUGUCUUCGAAUUUACACUGAUUGGAAAGCGUAAACAUCGGUGAAAUGGAAACUCUUGCUCAGUUCGAUUGUAACGAGUGCGUAGAUGCCGGUUUUUAACAAGCUUCCGACUACACGGGCGAACCAGUGCGGUGCAAUUUACUUGAAUUUUCUUCCCAAUCUUAAAAUCAUUCUUUUGUGAUUCUACCGUCAAAAGUAAAUAAAAAGCUUUGUAUUGAACGUGUUAAGAUUUUCCACAUAUACGUAUAGGGUUACUUUCUGUUCACGUUGGAAUAAACCUCUCCCGAUAUUGGAUAUUUUGUGUGCUCUUCUGAUAGGUUUGUGUAUAAUAUCAUCACAAUGGGACAAACGCUUUCCGAACCAGUUACAGCAAAGGAAUCAGCCUAUUGUCAGAAUGAACAUUAUAGGGUUGGUUCCAGUUGUAUGCAGGGAUGGCGAGUCAAUAUGGAAGAUUCCCAUACACACAUACUGUCACUACCAGAUGACCCUGGGACAGCAUUCUUUGGCGUUUAUGAUGGUCAUGGCGGCGCAUCUGUUGCACAAUAUGCAGGAAAAAAUUUACAUAAGUUUAUUGUAAAAAGACCAGAAUAUAAAACAAAUAUAGAAGUAGCUAUGAAACAGGCAUUCCUUGAUAUAGACGACGCUAUGGUUUAUGAUGAAGCAUGUGCGGAUCAGAUGGCGGGAUCAACCGCAGUAGUUGUAUUAGUGAAAGAUAAUCGUCUGUACUGUGCAAACGCUGGUGAUUCAAGGGCUAUUGCAUGUGUUAACGGCGAAGUACAAUCAUUGUCUAUCGACCAUAAACCAAAUAAUGAAGAAGAAAGCAAACGGAUAAAUGAUGGUGGCGGUUGGGUGGAAUUUAAUAGGGUCAAUGGCAAUUUAGCUUUAUCUCGUGCUUUAGGUGAUUUUGUUUUUAAGAGAAAUGCCCUGAAAAAGCCGGAGGAACAAAUUGUAACAGCUUAUCCGGACGUUCAAACACGAGAGAUAACCGAAGAUUGGGAAUUCAUUGUGUUAGCUUGUGACGGCAUUUGGGACGUAAUGAGCAACGAAGAUGUUGCCGAAUUUUGUCGAAAGCGAAUAGGAAUGGGAUUGUAUCCAGAAGAAAUAUGUGAAGAAUUAAUGACACAUUGCCUAGCGCCUGAUUACCAGAUGGGCGGCCUGGGCGGUGAUAAUAUGACGGUUGUACUUGUCUGCUUUCUGCAUGGUAAAACUUAUGAUGACCUGAUAGCCCGUACAUCAAAAACUACCAAUGCCACGCAAACGGAAGAAAUGGAUUUGAAAUAGCGAACAAUUUAUAACAUAGAAGUAGAGCUGACUUGUAACCACAAUGUUGAUAAAACCAAUUACAGUAACAAUGAUAAUAAUGUUUCAGAAAGACUUCAUUUUGUCCUAAAACCGAUACUUAAAUUACGUGUCUCGUUUGUUUUACAAUUGUUAACUUCUACUGUAUUAAUAAAAUUAGGAUGUAUAUAUUUUGUUGUUUUUAUCAGGGUUCGAUUAAAGCAGAGCUGAAGUUGCCUUUUUAAUUUGCUUUCAAUUGAAAUUUUUAGUUCAAAGACUUAUUUUUGAAGAGAUUUUUGUUAUUCGUAACCGUGAACUAUUAGAUAAUAUUCCUUUUUGUUGUACAUGUAGACCUAGUGAACUUAAGAUGUAAGUGAAAGAAUUGCUGAAUGAAUGAAUGAAGAAAUCCAAUAAAGUGGAUUAUGCCAAAU